This is a messenger RNA of Rosa chinensis, 3339 nucleotides long. RefSeq lists its product as uncharacterized. The coding region runs from base 862 to 3222 and encodes 786 amino acids. NCBI's taxonomy places the organism in Eukaryota, Viridiplantae, Streptophyta, Magnoliopsida, Rosales, Rosaceae. The record is from RefSeq and is a predicted model, not a curated record. The transcript is spliced from 4 exons. Gene Ontology annotation, molecular function: DNA binding.
ACCUCCCCCUUCAUUCUUCAAUGCCAUGGCCACCGUCGACGACCACCACCUCCUCCACCUAGACUCCGUCCCCGUCGUCGACCUCCGCCUCCUCACCCAAUCCGAGCUUUACUCCCUCUCCCUCUCCUCCUCCUCCUCCUCCGCAUCUCACCGCUUCGACGACGACGUUUUGAUCCCCAAAAUCGACCGCUCCGUCUUCAACGAAUCCGCCGGCAGCCGCAAACAGACCUACUCCCGCCUCCGCCUCGCCCCUCGCAACUCCCAAUUCGCCUCCUCCUCCAAUUCCAAAUCUGCCCUCCCUCCCUCCCACCUCCUCCUCUCCCAGCCGCUCGAUCGCGAGAGCCGCCAGAUUAUCUCGCUCCUCAAGCAGCUCUUCCCCUCCGACGAUCAAAACGACGACGUCCUCCUCCCCCAAACCACCACCACCACCACCACCACCACCACCCCCGUGCAGUACAAAAUCCCGCCGCGCCGACGCCUUCCUUCAUCGCCUCGGCCGGUGCCGUUUCCGGCGUCGAUUCCUCGCUCGGGAAACGGAAGCGCGGCCGGCCGCGGAAGGAUUCCAACGCCGUGAUUGCGAAACCGGAGGCCGCCGCUGUGCCGGUCAGCUCUGCUGCGUUGGCUGGCGGUGCCGGCGAGGCUGAGGAUGGCAAUGCCGGUGUUUUGAUUGAGAAGCGUGACGGUGGAGCUACGGCGGUUGGGACUUUUGUGCUGAAUAGCGAAGGACAGCUUGUGCCGAGUAGCGCGGGGAAGAGGAAGCGAGGGCGGCCGCGGAAGGAUGAGAUUAGGGUUAGGGAUGAGAGUACAGUGGCGGCUUCGGUGAGGAAACCGCCGAGAGUGAAGAAGGAGGAGGAUGGAGAGAUGGUGCUGGUGAACGUGAACGACGUCGUUGUGGAUUUGGAUGCAUUGGCCAAUGCGGACAGUGUGUUUGGGGAGGAGUUGAGGAAGAGGACAGAGGGGUUGGAGACUGAGGCGCAGUUGUUAGGGUUUCUGGAAGGGUUGGAGGGGGACUGGUCAAGUGCUAGGAAGAAGAGGAAGAUUGUGCAGGCGAGUGAGCUCGGCGACUUGUUGCCGAAGUGGUGGAAGAUCAUGCUGUCUCUCAAGAGGAAUGGAGGUCAUAAAUGGAUUGUGUGUAGGCGGUUUAUAAGCCCUAAUGGGUUGGAGUUUGUGUCGUGCAAGGAAGUUUCUUCAUACUUGCACUCUUAUUUUGGACUUGGAAGCCAGUCAAAUUCUGUUCAUACCGAUGGGAAUAUUCAGGUUUCUAAUAAAAUGGUUUUGGGAGAUGGAAUGCAACAUGAUACUAGUUUUACCUAUAAAGAUAACAACAAUGGUCAUGAGCUUCUUCGCUGCUCCCCAAUGCCCAUUACCUCUAUGAACAGCUAUGUCAAGAGCAUUGAAGCAUCAGGAGAAGUAAUGGGUAUGCGGAAAAAAUUGGAUCCUGUAAAGAAUGGUCGUUUGGGGACAUCCUUGAAAAUUCAAGAACCAGUUGAGAUAGAUGGGGAACAAACUUCUGAUAUGAUAGCCAACUAUGAUUUGAGUUCUGAUUUCUCUCUGGGUAAGGUAAAUGAUAUCAUGGCAAAAUAUUUUGGCAUAUCCAAUGAUGAAUCGAAUUCAAUGUCCUGUGAGGAGCAAGUGAUGAUGGCUGACAAAACAAUUUGCUUUUCUGAUGGAUUAAAUGAUGGUGUCAGGGUUGCCAUCAGCUCAGUUGAUGUGCCCAAAGUGGAGAUAGACAGUGCUUCAAAUGACAUGGGAAAAGAACAUGGAGCUGACAAUAUUGAUAAUCACCAAUCAACUAGCACUGUAGAUGAUAUGAAAAUUGAUGAUGUGGAUAAUUGUAGGAAUGGCAGGUCAAUAUCUGGUAUUAGUGAGAGUCACAUUGGACCUGAGACUGUAUAUAAUGUUGACCAACAAAGUACUUCAGAAGCCUGCUCGCUUGUUCCUUCAAUUGUGAUGGAGUCUCUUCAUGAAAGAGGUUCAGACAGUGGUUUAUAUAGUACAGCCACUGAUGAGAAAACAUGUGUUGUCAGUAAUAACUUCAAUAAUGAUUCAUUCCCCACAUUUUAUGAGCCCAGAUUUGAUGAUAUUGGCCUAUCUGGGAGUAAUGAGAAGACAUUUUGUUUUGGCAGCGAUCAUGCUAUGCCAGAUGUAGAUUCCAUGGAGAUCAGUGUGCGAAUUCGAAGUACUGGAAGCUAUUCAAAUGUUCCACCUCUGGAUGGACAUAGUUGUAUUAUUAAUGCAACGAAUCCCAGUUGCACAGUGGAAGAACUCUUGCAGGACAAGAGGUUAGCAAGCAACGCAUUUAAUUCAUUUGUUAAUAAGCAGACCCCUGGUAAUCUAAAUAAGGGUGCUAUUCAUACAGCAGAAGGGCAUAAAGUUGAGCAUGCCAAAAAUUAUGACAAUAGUGAGUUAAGUGUUAAUUUUGGUAGCAGGGCCACUGGAACUAAUGCAGAUACUACCUCUUGCAUUGACCAGGAAAGAAGCUCUAAAGGCUAUUCUCUUGCUUCAUAUGCGAACGAGCAUGCAUCUGUUUCGGAAAAUAGUUUUGUCUGCAAUGGCAUUUUGGAAGAACUUAAGCCCGAUAGAGGUACUUCUGAAACUGAUUUGGUUUGCCCAUCGGAAUAUCAACAAGGAUAUAAUCUGGUAAAUCAUGCAAACAACACAUCCUCAAGGCCAAUUGAAGUAUUAAAAGAGGAGGUUAAAAGAUCUUGGAAUGAUGAGGUGCUGCAUCCUUUUGGCAGCAGUCGCAGUGGACAAGAAGCGAAUGCUAUGAGUAGCACUGUGACCUCAAUAAAUUCUCAAGGACCUUCCCUUGUUAUUUCGGGGGAUAACCAAUCAUUUGCUACUGGCUCUGGCAUAUUUAGUAGCUCAGUAUUGGACGAUAAGCUGAUAAGAGUCCCUGUUAAUGACUUAGCACGCCCAAGUGGUAGUGAGCAAACCCCUGGUUUUGUAAAUAAUCUGAACAGGAUUUAUAGCACCACAUCGUGGGAGCAGCCUAAAUCCGAGGUUGCAGAAAAUUCAAGGAACAAUGAGGCCAUCAAUGGUUUUUUAAAUGAUUCCCAACCUACUGCCGAUUCCAUCUCCGAGCUUAGGUGGAGAAAUGGUGGGCAAAACGUCCAGCAGAGUGCAUUGGCUGACAAUUCUUCUGCACUUAUGCCAUCAUCUGUCAGUUAUCCGAACUUUGAUCUGCUGUCAAGCAAGUUUAUACUGUGUUGGCUUCAAUGAACAGGGUGCAAAUGGAGCUUUGAGCAUAAGUGAAAAGUUUGACAACACUUCAUGUUUGGAAGGAUUAAAGUCGAGUAGUUUAGAGCAGUUUGAGCAUGACUUUCUGACUGCUCAAGC